UCUGGGAGGAACAGGCUGCAAGUACACGCAGAUGUCAAGAACAAUCACACCCACAGAAGCAGCCAGCGCUCCCAGUCUAAGUGGUGACUAACCUGGUAGUGGUAUCAUUGACUACCUCACCACUAUUUCCUGGAGGAACUAUACCUGAUACUCAUGGAUCUUCGAUACAGAUGGUGAGAAGACCUUCCAGAUGAAGAGAUAAUUCAUCGAUUUUGGGAGUGAAUGAUUCAAGGAAUAUAUGUGUUAAUUAUUGAAGAAGUGGAUUCAUUAGGGAUGAACACAACAGUUCAAAGAGAAUUCAAGGAUUGAUGAUUGAACAAGUGAUAAACAGGAUAUGUGAAUGAUUGACAAGAUUGAUAUGUGAAUCAUAUUCAAGAGGUGGACCAAUAUCUGCUUUUUGAUACUUUGUCAUCACCAGAAACUUUCAUGGUAUUUGGAUUAAGCUAAGAAAUAUCAGUGAACCAUCGUUUUAUUCAGAAGCCAUUUUGAGUGGAUUUAUACAAAUGUACAAUUGAAGGAGAGUCAUGUAUGAACUGUAAUAUGCAAACCUGAAGAAUUUAUUUUGUGGGAAUAAUUCAUCCUAUUAAAAUGUUUCAGUUGUGAGUUUACAUAAUUAUUUCUCACAUCUGUUAUGUUGGACAGCACAGAAACACAGACCAUGAAGCUGUUGCCUUGGGCUCAGAAACUAAUUGCUGUUGUCGUCUGACAUUUGAAAGUGUCAGAUUAAUUUGUCAAUUAGUAAAGCUGUGUUCUGUUGAAACCGAGGAUGCUCUGCACAUAUUUCUCCCUUCACUGAGGUGACGGGUUUAUUUCCCAGCGGAGCGGACAGAGCUUCGUGAUGUCUGAAGCAGUGUUCACCUUCGAGACUUUUGUGACAAUAUUCCUCACUCUUGCCAUCAUCUGCCUCAACUGUUUGAUCCUGAUGGUAGCAUGCUGGACCGAGUCAUUUAGAAAUGUCAACAAGUGCUUCUUGUACUCCCUCAUCCUCAGCGACCUCUUCCUUGGAUUGUUUGUCACUCCGUUUGCAAUAUUCAACUCCUUGUACAAAGAGUGGGUUUUUCAGAAUGACAUCUUCUGUUGCAUCGAAGCAUACCUUGUGGCCAUCUUCCUCAUCGCCGGACUCUACUCAAUGGCUUGGAUUAAUGUCGAUCACUACGUCGCCGUGCGGAAACCCGAACGUUACGACAUCAUGAUGUCAACACCACGCUCCUUGUGUUGGAUCGGAUUUGCAUGGGUGGCAGCAUUCUGCUUCAGUUGUCCUCCAUUGUUUUCUCUCAAGAAGGCCAAGUAUUAUGCCGAAGCCUUUGUUUGCAUUGUUGAUGCCAAAAACCAGCAAGCAUACUUCAUAACUGCUGGCCUAUUAGUAACCGGCCCUGCAGUCAUAACACUUAUUGUAACGAAUGCAUAUCUUUUCACCAAGGCCUUCAAGGGCAAUAUCCACUUAUACGAGAGAGUGUUCCGAGAUAGGAAAACACGGCCAUGGAACUAUCAUAUCAACUUUGUAAUUUCUCUUGUGUAUUCUUUUUGCUGGUUGCCGUUUUGCAUCCUUCGUCUUUAUGAAGUGAGUACUAACUACGCUGGCUUGUCCCCUGGUCUCUUGCACUUCUAUUUCCUCUGGCUGGGUUUCAGCAACGCUUUCCUCAAGUUCUUCAUCUAUCUGGUGAUGAGUCAAGAAUUCCGACAAGGAAUCAAUGAGAUAUUCUAUGCCCACAGUUUGGACUGUGCCUGUGUAGGAUGCAAGACAACCAAUGAUAUGAACGUCAAUUUUAUUACCAUAGCAGAGAAAUAGAUCCUGUUGAUUGAUUUGCUGAAAGUUUUAUGUGAUAAUGCCCGAAACGGAAUCAACAGUCUGGACUCCAAAAGAGGAGAACAUUGAUUCAGGAUUUUGUGGUUUUGUUUCCUGAGAACAUGUGUCUGUUCUCAAUAUGGUAUGAGGUGUACAGUUUUCAAGAAACAUGCCUGUUUUGUUUUAUGGUGUGAGGUGUACACUUUUCAAGAAACGUGUCUGUUCUGUACACUUUUAAAAAAAUGUGUCUGUUCUGUGCAGGGUCUGAGGUAAACAGCUUCAAGAUGAUGUUAAUGUGAAUAUACAUGAAACUAAGCACAUCUUCGAAUGUAUUGAGAUGUGUAUUUAAUCAAAAUGACUAUGUGAUCAAAAUGUCUGCAGUUAGACACAGAUAGCCAACAAGGGAUGAUGGUUGGCCACAGUGAUAGAGAUGUAUGUGUUUUGUUAUUUUUUUAAAGUUUGAAACAGUGGAGAAAGUGGAAAUUUAAAAUUUAAACAAAAAUUAUGGCAUCCAUGCUGUGCAGUUUGCAAUAAAGAGGGGAUGUGUUUAUGGACAUUUAUUCUGCAAAAGCUCCAAAUCAACUUCACAACAAGCAAGAUGAACUUCACAAUAGCUCUGUUGGUGACACAACAAGUAAGAUGAACUUCACAAUAGCUCUGUUGGAGAGGCUGGCUGUACAGUGGAACAAUGUUGGACAACAGUUGUGUUGACAGUAAUAUUUUUACCAUAUUCGCCAUAUCGCUUUGCUCCAAUAAGCUUCUAACCAACUUCCAGACUAAUCUGUAAGCAAUCCUUAUGGGGGCCCUACAAAGACCAUAACUUUACAUGACAGUCAAUAUUUUCUUGUGUAUUUUAUGGAUGAUUUUUACCGUAGACAGCAGUGAAUUGUAACUUACAGGAAAGGUUUUAGUUUUAUCAACGUUUGAACUAAGUCAAUCUCUGAAAACAGAUUUAACUCGUUGUGUAUGGUUUUAAUAAGCUACCCCCUUGUCAUUUUUCUAAGCACCCAGGGUUCUUAUUAUGACAAAUAUGGUACAUUAUAUCCUGAUCCUGUUCUGUGAUGACCUUCUAGUGACCUCACUGUAGCUGGGAUAAUCGGAAAAUAAAAUGUAGAUAAUUUAUCACUUUGUAGUAUUGAUUAGAUGUCUUGGGGCAAUAUAAAUGUUCAAUAUAUGUGUGAUGAAUAACACUGCACACAUUCUCUGAAAGUAAUUUGACGUGAAAAUGUUUGUAUGUGGAUCAGGUCAGAUAUUGAAAUGAGUCUAUUUGGAUGUGAUAAAGAAUUGCUGCGUUGCAAUCUGAAUCUGGUCUAACAUUGAUAAGUUGCAGUCUGAAUCUCAUCAACUAUUGAUAAGUUGCAGUCUGAACUUCAUCAACUAUUGAUAAGUUACAGCCUGAAUCUCAUCAACUAUUGAUAAGUUACAGCCUGAAUCUCAUUAACUAUUGGUAAGUUGCAUUUAGGAUCUGUUCAAUCAUUGAUAAGCCGCAGCCUGAAUCUCAUCAACUAUUGUUCAAGUCAAUUCAAUAUGGGCCCAAACUGGCCUCAUUUCACACAAUAAACCACACUACAGUCAGAUUCAAUAUGGGCCCAAGCUGGCCUCCUCAUUUCACACAAUAAACCACACUACAGUCAGAUUCAGUAUGGGCCCAAGCUGGCCUCCUCAUUUCACACAAUAAACCACACUACAGUCAGAUUCAGUAUGGGCCCAAGCUGGUCUCCUCAUUUCACACAAUAAACCACACUACAGCAAGGCGCGCAAUACACUACAGUCAUAUUCAGAAUGGGCCCUGUGAAGACAUAAUCAAACAAAAAAACUUGUGCUUGGUCUGAUCCCCUUCAAGUCCUCACUACCAUCAAGUACAUCAGACACCACACUGGUGGACUAUACUCAUCACAUGAGUCUUUCAGGGAGAAACAUAACUGCACAUAAUUGUAUUGUUAGGUCUAUACUCAAAGGCAAGAGGUUCAGAUUUUAUUCUUAUAAUCAUUGUGAUCAAAUCACUGGAGUAAUAAAUAUUGGUAAUUUUCUGGUGAAACACCAGUAGAUCACAAGGGCAAAGGUAUUCAGGUGAUUACUGUGUCCAUAUAAUCACGUAUAAAACAAUGUGUACCAUAACAGGAAUUUCAUUGAUCCCAAUUGUGUGGAUCGAUGCUCAUGAUGUCAGUCACUGGAUUGUCUGGUACAGACUCAAUUAUUUAUAGACUGCCGUCAUAUGGCUGGAAUAUUGCUGAGUGCGGCGUUAAACAACAAGCAAACAAACAAGCAUGACAGGGAUAUACAAAGAAUUGCAAAGAAAAAGUCAAUAAAAGUUUAAAACGCCAAGGAUUGCCAUGGAAUUUUAAGAUUUCUUCGAUGAGAGUUGGCAUAUUUGAUAUUAAGGUCACAGAGGAUGAGAUUCUAUUUAUCAUCCGAAAUCAUUCUUCCAACUUUUUUGAGUUUGUAAACAGGGAUAACCAGUAUCUGGAAUGUAAAAAUUACAGCUAGCCAGCUUUAAUGGCAAAGAGGGGCGGUGGGGUAGCCUAGUGGUUAAAGCAUUCACUCAUUACGCCGAAGACCCGGGUUUGAUUCCCCAUCGGGGGGACAUUGUGUGAAGCCCAUUGCUGGUGUCCCCUGCCGUGAUAUUGCUGGAAUAUUGCUAAAAGCGGCAUCAAACCGUACUCACUCACUCACUCAAUGGGAAAAAGAUUGGUGAUGUAAUUUGAUUGUGAGAGCAUGGUAACAAAUGACACCAAAAUGAUCUCAAAAGCAUGGUGAUGCAAUUCACUGUAGCGAUAUGUCCUAGAUGAUAUCAUUUGACCUCACCAAGCGAUAUCUCCUAUGAAAGCCAGGUUUGGAUGAUAAAUAAUCAUGUCAAUUAAUCAUUUAUGACAAUUACAAAGAUGUCAUGACCAGGUUUGUGGGCCUCUGUUCGCUCCAGAAUGAGGGGUAAAUAUCACAUUCAAGUGUGUUGUCACAUGAAGGUAAGGUAUACUCAAGGGUAAAAGUAACUGUGACAUGUUGUUAUUGUAUAGUUUAGUCUAUUUUGAAAACCUGGUAUAUUCAAGUCUUCUGGGAGGGGGAAAGGGGGCCCAGUCGUCUAUUUAGGCACCACAAUUCACUGAGCACUUGUGUCCCUUGGACACACCAGAAACCUAUGAUCAUGGGUUCGAAUCCCGGUUCACCUGAAUUAUAUUUGAAGGUUUGUGAGCACCAUACCCGUGCUCAUGUGUUUCUCCAAAGUGGUAAACGUCUGAGACCUGUAUCACUUUAGGCUUUCCGCCAGCAUUAAUUAAGUUUACACGCUGAUAUUACUGGGAUGCUGUUCACAACAGCAUUAAGCCCAACUUACUCACUCACAAGUCUUGUCAUUCAUUGAUAUUUGUAAAUGUUCAGCUGUAACAUAAUGCUGCUAAUGUUCUCCAUAGCCAAGGUGUUAUUGUGAUCUUGUAUGCUGAAGAACAUGAUUAAAGAUGCUUGAUGUUUGUGAA
This is a messenger RNA of Haliotis rufescens (red abalone), 5256 nucleotides long. RefSeq names its product 5-hydroxytryptamine receptor 1-like. Bases 839 to 1789 code for a protein of 316 amino acids. The record is from RefSeq and is a predicted model, not a curated record. Gene Ontology annotation, cellular component: membrane. Gene Ontology annotation, biological process: G protein-coupled receptor signaling pathway. Lineage: Eukaryota; Metazoa; Mollusca; Gastropoda; Lepetellida; Haliotidae. Gene Ontology annotation, molecular function: peptide binding; G protein-coupled receptor activity. The transcript has 2 exons.